UGUACUGUUGCUGCUCAUCAUCAGCCUUUUGGUACGCCGUAUGCUAUCAAUUCGGUUAGUAUUCUGUUUUUGGUAUUCAUCAGUUAAAGGUCUCCAGUCACCUGGUAAUUAACUACAUUACCUAUGUUUUCUUCUUUUGUCAUUCACACCCUGAACAAACUGAAAGUUCAACUAGCAUUGUGUGUUCACAAGAUUUCAGUGACUUAAAUACUCAGUGAUGUUAUUUCUCAAUUUUACUUUGUUCUGGCCGUAACCUGACUGUCAUUACACCAAUUCUACGUUAAUCUGCUGCCUUUAGCUGAGGAUAAAAAAUAUUUCUAGUGCAUGAAACCAGUGACAUCUUGUCAUGGUUUGGAGAUAACCACUAUUGAGUGUUUGGGCAACAGACUGAAGGGCUAUCAUGAGCUGCAGAAAACCUUGGCCGACGAGAACGGCUCGCAAUGUGGUUAUUGUUCCCCGGGGUGGGUCAUGGCUAUGUAUGGAAUCCUAAAAGGAAAUCCAAAUAUAACAAUGCUAGAAGUAGAAAAGUCUUUAGGAAGUAACGUGUGUCGGUGUACCGGCUACCGACCAAUUUUAGAUGCCUUCAAAAAGUACGCCAAAGACGCUCCAAGGCAGAUUAAAUUACAAGAUAUUGAAGACCUUCAAAUUUGCCCAAAAACUGGUCAAAAUUGUGAUAAAAGUGAUUGUGAAGAUCAUGAUUGGUGCUUUGUGGGUCAAGAAGAUAUGCAAGAACAAAUAAUUGAAAUCAAGUUGAAAGAUAACCGGCUUUGGUUCCGAGUGCAAGAAGUUAAAGACAUAUUCAAAAUUCUGCAGAAAGAGGGAGAUGAUUCUUAUAUGCUUGUAAAUGGAAACACUGCAAAAGGAGUUUACCCAAUAGAUGAGUACCCUCGUGUCUUGAUAGACAUAAGUGGCGUUCAAGAAUUGAAAGGCUACACAAUAGACCAGAACCUGAUAGUGAACGCUGGCACUACUCUCACGGAGUUUUUGGAAAUACUAAAAACAGUAGCAAAAAAAGAAUUCUUUGGAUAUCUAAACCAGCUUUAUGAGCAUGUCCUAAAAGUAGCACAUAUACCAAUUAGAAAUGUGGCAUCAAUUGCAGGGAACCUUAUAAUAAAGAACCAACAUAACUGGUUCGCGUCAGACAUAUUCCUGCUUUUUGAAACAGUAGGGGGACAAGUCACGAUACAGAACAGAAUGAAAGGAAAACAAUCACUGACGAUGCAACAGUUUUUAAAAUUCAAUAUGAGAGGCAGUGUAAUAUGGAACGUCAUGUUACCUCCGCUAAGUGAUGAUCAUUACCUGGUUACUUAUAAGGUGAUGCCUCGGUCCGAAAACGCCUCAGCUCUAAUAAAUGCUGGUUUCAUGUACAGACUAAAUAAAGAUAAUACAGUUAAAUCUGCAAAAAUAGUUUUCGGAGCCCUCUCUCCAACAUUUUAUAGGGCCACUGCUACAGAACAGUAUCUUGUUGGAAAACAACUGUUUAUCAAUGAGACUUUGAGCUCAGCACUGAAAAUCUUGAAGAAUGAGUUAAUUGUUGAAGAUAAUCCACCAGCCCCUUCAGUGGAAUACAGAAAGAAAGUUGCUUUGGGAUUAUUUUACAAGGGUCUGCUGAAACUGGCUCCUAAGACAAGUCUUAAUGCCCGCUACGAAUCUGGAGCAAUCAACUUGCCUGAUACUCGGCCCGUGUCUAGAGCCACACAGGUCUUUGACAUCAACCAUGCAGUAUGGCCUGUAACUCAACCUAUACCUAAACGUGAAGCUUUGAUACAAUGUGCAGGAGAAGCUUUCUACACUGAAGAUCAGCCUUUGCAGCCUAAUGAAGUAUUUUGUGCUUUAGCACUUAGCACAGUCGCAGUAGCAGAUAUUGUAUCAAUCGAUGCCACCAAGGCCUUGGCUUACCCAGGAGUUAUAGCAUUCUACACAGUAAAAGACAUACCAGGAAUUAACUCCUUCACUCCUCCGGACUCAGUAAUAUAUAAUGGUAAUGAAGAAGUUUUAGCGAAUGGCUCCGUCAAAUAUAUAAACCAGCCGAUUGGCAUUGUUGUAGCCGAAACCCGAUUUAUUGCUGAUAGAGCUGCAAAAUUAGUAACAGCUACGUAUAAAAAUGUUAAACAACCAGUUGUGAAACUUACGGAUGCUAUCAAAGAACCAAAAAGAUCGUCACUAUAUAUUGCAAUUGAUGCAACUGACAAAGGUACAGAUGUUGAUAGAGUGAUAAAAGGGCAGAAUGAAAUCUAUGGCCAGUACAAUUAUUCCAUGGAGACUCUAGUCACCGUCGUCAAACCUUCUGAUGAGGGGCUGGUAGUGUAUUGUGCAACGCAAUGGAUGGAAGCAGUACAGUUGAUGAUAUCGAGAGCCUUGAAUAUGGAUCAAAACCAGUAUCAUUGA
Helicoverpa armigera (cotton bollworm) is the source of this 2388-nucleotide messenger RNA. RefSeq lists its product as uncharacterized. Gene Ontology annotation, molecular function: oxidoreductase activity; iron ion binding; FAD binding. The transcript is spliced from 9 exons. Bases 325 to 2388 code for a protein of 687 amino acids. Lineage: Eukaryota; Metazoa; Arthropoda; Insecta; Lepidoptera; Noctuidae. The record is from RefSeq and is a predicted model, not a curated record.